UAAGUCAUAAGAAAGUGUUAUAAGGGAAAUAUUAAGGGUCUAAGUGGUGUUCAUUUAAAUCUAUAUGCAAUUAAUAGUUCUUAAUAAGCCCGUUAAGCGAGUGGCGCUGGCGUCGUUUCCCCGAAUCUAACCUCACAAUUCUUUGUUUAUUGUCGCGAAUGUACGUAUUUUAGAGACCAGAUUUAGUUGCUCUCCGACCCUUAAAACAGCCCUAAAAAAUGACCGCAGACUUCGAGGGUCUCGCCGACGUGAUAAAGCUGGUCAGCGACAUCAAACACAAGGUUCUCUAUGGUUCUCACGCUAUUGCUUUACGUACCGAGCAAGUUUUAGAAGCCCUUAUUUCCCAAGGGACAUGGAACAGUGCUUCGGAGCUUAUGGAGUUAAUUAGGCAAAGAAUAAAGUGUAUUUCGUGUAGCCUCCCGAACGAGGCUACCGUUUGCAAUAUAAUGAGGCACGUCCUCAAAAUAAUCCGGGAGGAAUUUGAGGUGGCUUCAAAGAAAAAAGGAGACUCGCGUUCUUUACACCAUAUAGUAACGGGGUCGUCGACGGACACCUUGGAUUAUUCGGAGAGUCUUUUGAACCUUAGGGCCGCUUUACUGGAUCAUCUUUCCGAAUAUAGGACUGAGUUGGAAACUAGUGCGGAAAAUAUCGCCGCUCAAGCUUCGGAGCUGAUACACAGCGACGAAACCAUUUUGACUUUUGGCACCUCGAAAACCGUUAAGAUGUUCCUAAAAUCGGCCUCGAAAAAGCGAACUUUUAACGUUAUCGUGGUGGAGGGCGCUCCCCAAUAUUUAGGUCAUUCUUUGGCAGCCAGUUUGGCCAAGAGUGGAAUUCAGACCACGUUGAUCCCAGACUCGGCGGUUUUCGCCAUGAUGUCCAGGGUCAACAAGGUCAUCAUUGGAACCCACACGGUUCUGGCCAACGGGGGCCUGAGGGCCUCCAGUGGGAUCCACGGGGUCGCUUUGGCCGCCAAACAUUAUUCGGUCCCAGUCAUGGUGCUGUCCCAUAUGUAUAAAUUCACCCCCUUAUACUUGGGUUCCAAUGAUCAGGAGGCUUUUAAUGCCUACGCUUCCCCAGCAAGUCUUAUUCCGUUCUCUAUGGGGCAAAUAUUGAAUAAAGUGGAGAUCACUAAUGCUGUGUUCGAUUAUGUGCCCCCAGAGCUCGUGACUUUGCUUAUUACUCAUCAAGGGGGCAAUUCACCUUCUUACGUCUACAGGCUGCUCAGCGAGGUCUACCAUCCGAACGACUAUGAUAUAUAAUAAAAAUUAUGAACAUC
This is a messenger RNA of Anthonomus grandis grandis, 1276 nucleotides long. RefSeq names its product translation initiation factor eIF-2B subunit beta (gene eIF2Bbeta). Lineage: Eukaryota; Metazoa; Arthropoda; Insecta; Coleoptera; Curculionidae. The record is from RefSeq and is a predicted model, not a curated record. Bases 219 to 1259 code for a protein of 346 amino acids. Gene Ontology annotation, biological process: translational initiation. Gene Ontology annotation, molecular function: translation initiation factor activity; guanyl-nucleotide exchange factor activity. The transcript is spliced from 8 exons. Gene Ontology annotation, cellular component: eukaryotic translation initiation factor 2B complex.